GAAAAUACAAACUCCUUCGUUAGAAAGGUAAGUGAGGUGAAUAGUCAAAGCUCAAAGGUUGCAGUUGGGAUCGAGCAAGAGUAGUGUGGUGUCGUGUUGUCUCCGCCACCCAAUCGAUUCCAUGCCCCCAAUGGAAGACGAGCAAACAUCCCUUCUGAAACCCACAUACCCUCACUAUUGGGGCUACACUCAAGAGCAAGACUACUACGCCCAACAAGGAAUCUCAGCCGCCGCCUCACACUUCACAACGCCAAGGGGACUCACACUCUUCACACGUUCUUGGCUUCCCCACACUCCCUCCCACCCACGCGCCCUCGUCUUCAUGGUCCACGGCUACGGCAACGAUAUCUCCUGGACCUUCCAAGCCACCCCUAUCUUCCUCGCUCAGAACGGUUUCGCUUCCUUCGCAAUCGACCUUCAGGGCCAUGGCCGCUCCCAGGGACUCAAAGCCUUCGUUCCCAACGUCGACCUUGUUGUUCAGGAUUGUCUCUCAUUCUUCAAUUCCAUCAAACAAGAUCCAAAGUUUAGAAAUUUACCUUGCUUUCUCUAUGGGGAGUCCAUGGGUGGUGCUAUUUGCCUUUUGAUCCAUUUUGCGGACCCGAAAGGGUUCAAAGGUGCGAUCUUGGUGGCGCCCAUGUGCAGAAUUUCUGAUAAGGUGAGACCCAAAUGGCCAAUUCCUCAGAUCCUCACUUUUCUCGCGAGAUUCUUCCCCACAUGGGCCAUUGUUCCUGCUCCUGAUCUAUUGUACAAGUCUGUGAAGGUGGAUCACAAGAAGGUGAUUGCGGAUAUGAACCCUUUGAGGUACAGAGGGAAACCGAGGUUGGGGACAGUGGUUGAGCUUCUGAGGGUUACUGAUUUUGUGGGGAAGAGGCUUGGUGAUGUUGAGCUCCCUUUUGUUGUGUUGCAUGGGAGUGCUGAUGUUGUAACUGACCCUGCUGUAAGCAGGGAACUCUAUGAGGAGGCUAAGAGUGAGGACAAGAGUAUCAAGAUCUAUGAUGGCAUGAUGCAUUCUUUGCUCUUUGGCGAGACUGAUGAAAAUGUGGAGAUUGUCAGGAAUGAUAUAUUGCAGUGGUUGAAUGCUAGGUGUUGAAUGGUAGGGGGACAGUAGAUUUAGAUCGAAUCUGAUGAUAAUAAUGCUGUUGAAGGUUCUAUACAAUUGGCAUUGUCUUUCUAUUUCAUCAUAAUUGUAAACAUACAUGUUAAUUUGAUAAUGGUAUUCCUCAAUAACAAUCACCCGUUUGUAAA
Molecule: messenger RNA, 1245 nt
Organism: Arachis stenosperma
Lineage: Eukaryota; Viridiplantae; Streptophyta; Magnoliopsida; Fabales; Fabaceae
Product: caffeoylshikimate esterase
Exons: 1
Coding region: 122-1090 (322 amino acids)
Cellular component (GO): membrane
Molecular function (GO): lipase activity
Source: RefSeq, a predicted model, not a curated record